AUGUCAAGAGCCACAUACAUUGUCGGUGCCCUUGCGGGAUAUGCGGUUAUAGCAUACGUGUGUGACAAAGCAUGGUGGGCUACGACUGAAGAGAGAUUCCAAGCGUGGCCAAGAACCGCCGGUCCUCCAGUCGCGAUGAACCCAAUCAGUCGCCAGAACUUCAUCGUCAAAACACGCCCCGAAUAA
Messenger RNA from Arabis nemorensis, 186 nucleotides. Lineage: Eukaryota; Viridiplantae; Streptophyta; Magnoliopsida; Brassicales; Brassicaceae. The record is from the annotation of a GenBank genome assembly.